AUGGAGAGAAUCAUUCGCGUGUCCUGUGCCGUCGUUCUCAUCAUCGGCAUAUGCUUCGAAAUCGUUUUAGCGAGUCAAAGUUUCGAUUUGGACGGUGGCAAAAUGAAGGACGAGGAGGAGAGUAAAAUACCUUCGGUGUGGUUCAGUCCGCGUUUGGGCAGAAGAAAGAGGACAUUAAAGGACGACCCGUACAAACCGACUGAACAAGAACUCCAAGACCUCCUGGAAGCUUUCGAAGAAUCACCUCUGGCUUUAGUAGCAAUAAACGGCAACGAUAAGUUGGUUUGUAAAAAUGUCCAAGGUAAACGUAGUAGUUUUGUGCCUAGAUUGGGAAGGAACGUAGAGGACGAAGUGGCUAACGAAAAAUGGUCGCAGGACAGUGAUAAUUCCGCUGAAUACGUGAUUCAACGAUCUCCGCCUUUUGCCCCGAGAUUGGGACGCAGGGUCUCCCCUUACUCGCCGAGAUUGGGACGGGACAAUUAA
Molecule: messenger RNA, 483 nt
Organism: Phyllotreta striolata
Lineage: Eukaryota; Metazoa; Arthropoda; Insecta; Coleoptera; Chrysomelidae
Source: the annotation of a GenBank genome assembly